AUGGCCAAAACAGCGGCAAUAAUUAUAGUUAAAAGCAAAUAUAUCAUUUAUUGCCGUAGCACGCUAUGUUUUUCUCGAUUUUUGAUUGAUGUCCAGCUCACAAAAUGUUACCCUCAGGUGGCUGAUGAACUGACGUUACCAAAAGGCUCCAAAGUGAAGGCUAUGUACUGCGAAGACGAAUGGCUUUACGUCCACUCAUCCGAUGGCAAACAUGGCUUCGUCCCUCAGACGUAUUGCACUCUCACUGUGGACCGCAAACCGAGUAUGUUUUAUGAAGCGCUCGGAAAAGCCACCAUGCGGCAUCGUCAUAUUGCUUUCCGGUCGGGUGACCUCACUGUGAGAAAAGGACAACAGGUCACCAUAUUGAACAUAGAUGAUCCAGAUUGGACUUUCGUACGAACUGCUCAUGGAAGGGAAGGUUUUGUUCCUUCAUAUUAUCUGGAUUACUACAGCGUCAACUCUAGAACCAGACGCACGAACCCAGAAGAACAGCUCUUGUUGGUCACAGAGGAUUUUUAUGGUCAACAUGUGAUGGAUAUUUCAGUAAAACAAGGAGAAUGGGUUCGAGUCCUUUCUAAAGAUCCCGAUGGAUGGUUAUGGGUGCGACGUCUACGAAAUGGGAAAGAAGGCUUUUUGCCGUCACGUAUAGCGAUCGUCGCCACCAACGUGUAA
Haemonchus placei is the source of this 672-nucleotide messenger RNA. NCBI's taxonomy places the organism in Eukaryota, Metazoa, Nematoda, Chromadorea, Rhabditida, Trichostrongylidae. The record is from the annotation of a GenBank genome assembly.